This is a messenger RNA of Caenorhabditis angaria, 1492 nucleotides long. The record is from the annotation of a GenBank genome assembly. NCBI's taxonomy places the organism in Eukaryota, Metazoa, Nematoda, Chromadorea, Rhabditida, Rhabditidae.
AUGCAUCGAAUAUCGAAAGAAGAUUCAGAAUGGAUUUCAAUUGAACAUCAUUUUCUGUGUGCAGAAUGUCAUAAAUAUUUCAGAAACAAGGUAGGUUUUUUUUUAACUUGAAAAACAUUUGAAAUUUUUUCCAUUACAGAGAGAAUAUUAUUGGCACGCCGAAGAUUGUUUAUUGGAAGCAUUUGCACAUGAAGUUGAAGUUAUAAAAGCAUCAACUUCGAGACAAUUUGAAGAAGAUGAAAUAAUUGAAGAUGAAGAGGAAGAAGAAAUCGAUGAUUGGGCUGAGGUUCGAUAUUUUUUGCUUAAUUUUUAAAAUAAAAAUUCGAGCUUUUUUCAGCCUUCGUCAUCGAAUGUUGUUCCAAAAGAAGAAAAGGUCAGGACAGAUUCUACAAGGUAUGUAUUUAAAUUAUUUUUCCCUUCUCACCCAACAUUUAUUACAGAAAAGCAGAGGAAGUGAUAGCUGGUCCACGAGGUUCAAAAAUAAUUGUAUCAGUUGAAGGGCAACUCGAAUCAAAUUCUGAGCAAGGCAUUCAAAAUAUUGGCGAGGGAGAAGAUGAAGAGAUAAUUGAACACGAUGAAAGACCACCGGAAUUAUUGAAAAUGCCAAAUGAAUCACAAGUUGUGCCGAUUGAAGAAAAUGUGUUGGAAGAAGGAGAAGUUGAAUUUGAAGGAGAAAUUGGAGAGAGAUAUUUAGGUGGAUAUAUUCCGGCAGCAAAAGUUAUUGGUGCACUUGGAAAUGGGCAUGAUGAUCCAUGGAAACCUAAAAUGGAAUGCCCAACUUGUGGAUUAGUGUUAUAUCGGCAUAAUUUCUCAGCUCAUUUUAGGAUUCAUACGGGAGAAUUGCCGUAUGGCUGUGAUUAUUGUGGAAGAAGAUUCAGGUUUGAAAUGAAGUUUCGAAAAAAUCUCAAAAAAUUAUAUUUUCAGAACAACAUCAUCGUUAAAAGUCCACGUUCGAGCGCAUACUGGCGAAAAACCCUAUAAUUGUCCAUCCUGUGAAUAUGCAACAAUUACAAAAAGAAAUUUGGAUCGUCAUAUUGUUAAUCAUCAUAUCAGAAAGGAUUGUUUGAAAGGACCACUUAUGAGGAAAUCUAGGUAAUUCAGGGGACAUUUUGAAAUUUUUGGAAUAGGGCGAUUUGAGAACUCAAAAACAUAAAUUCAAAUAAACAUUUCAGACUCGGGCCUGGAAUUCAUCGACCAAAACGAAAUCGUCUUGAAGUUGAAGAGGAAGAAGAAGAAGAAGAUGGAGAGAUGAAUAAUAUCCAACAAGAUUCGUAUAUAAUGAUGACACCACAAGAAGUUGGAGAUGAAGAAGAAGUUGAAUAUCAAGAAGUUGUUGUGGAGGAAGAGGAAGUUGAUAAUAUUCAAGAGGGCACUGAAAUUUAUACCGAAGUUGUGAGUUGAUUUUUGAACUUGUAAUUUAUUUAUCUGUUAAAUUAUUUGUUUUUUAUAGAUCCAGGAUGGCGAUAUAAUCAUCGAACAAGACAUUCAGUAA